AUGUACGCCAGAGCCACUGCUGGUAUUUACAAAAUCGCAACUACAUGCUUUUACUUCUUUCCCCUGCCCGAUACACUCACAGGGCGUACCGGCACUGAGGAGGCCUUGUCGUGCUUAACAUCUGCACAAAGCCAGCCUUGGACUCUUCUGGGCCCCGCUCAGUGCAUACCCCUCCAAACUAUUGCGAGGCUGACACCAGUAAGGAAGUACUAUCCUUCGCAUCUUAAACGACAGCAGGACGUCACCUGGGACGAAAACCUCACGAUGACCAUCCAACACGAUCAAUACCAACCUGUAAUUGAGAAAAUUAUAGCAAAAGCAGAGAGGCUCUCCAAAUUUACAUCGCACAAUAUCCAUCGGUUGGAGCUGGAACCAGGUGGUGCUGCAUGUUUAAGGGAGAGGAACUACAUUCGACGCCAUCGCUUCGAACGACCUGACGCUUUCCCAAGACCUACAAUAGACUGCAGGGAUACAAUGUGUGACAGCCGAGACAAAAUAGAACGGAACAAUGCCACGUGCAAUGUAUUCGAAAUUAUCAACAUCCUUCACACUAGUCCUUCACGAAUUUGUACCACUACAGAUUUGGCCCAGCUUCUGGACGGAAUCCCGUACAUUACAGGGUAUAUCGAGAAGUUUCAGACUCCUCCGCUAAGCGAUCUCCUCGGUUUGGAUAUCGGCACGGAGUGGGGAAGAUUGGUAAAUCUGUGUCGCGACUACAAUAAUCAACAUCUGGAGGCCAUGUUCACAUUGGGUACAAUCGCAUUCGCAGACAAUGCGAACAUGAGCCUUUUGCGAAGCAUGGCUGCGAUCUGCAUCUUGAAGGACGCUAAGGACCUGAAACUGCCACUCCAUACAGGGUAUUCUGGGUUUCAAUUGAAUGACAAACCCACACAAGAAUCUCUAGGAACUUUAAUGGACCGCUAUCCUGAAAUAUUUAAUGAUGGUGCAAGCUUCGACAGAGCUUAUAAUUUUGUGACAGAGUCUGAAGAUCUUUGCAGGGAUGACAACCUAACAGUAACGCACAUUGAUGUCAAUAAGGUCCUCGGCAUGGUUCAAGAGGAGUGGCUCCGGCUCUUCAAGAAUUUUGAAUUUGCACAGACUCUUCUGGACUUCCAAAAAGUCCUUAACCAAUAUCAGGAAAAGGCCCCUACAUCAUUUCGGCUGAAAUAUUCUCCACGGUCUACAUUGCCAAGACGAGAGCAGUUUGUGAAUUCGGCGGCUGAUAGCUCUGAGCAUGCAUCGAAUGGCACAGCACGACAAAAAACAGAUUCUCCAGAACUUGAAGAGCUUACAAGCAUCAUCACAAAACUUGCAUCUUCCAAAUCUGCUGUACGAAGAGCAUACGCGAAGAAUAUGAAAGAUAUUCUGGCCGCGCUUCAACAUCAAUCAACAGAGCACGACACAGAAGAAAUUCCCACGGCUAUUAUUUCCAAAGUUCGGAGCCAUUUGAGAGAACAACUCGCUGAAAUUCGUGCUUUCCUUUCUGUCAACGACAGGCGGUAUAAAUGGCUACAUGCCGCUCAACUAUGGCCCUGCUUAAUCCCGAUAACUGUGCUUCAACAGCUAAGAUCAACCAAUUGCUAUGGCUUUGAUUCUAAGAUAAAACACGCUCUUUUGAGCUAUGGCCUCUCUAUAACCCAUAUGCAACAGCUUUUACGAAUCCACGAUGCCAGUCUGAAGAACGAUGUUCAACGUUUGCAAGACGAGUAUAACAACCCUGCACAUGAAUACUGGCUGCUGAUGGAGAUUGAAGCAAACAUGCUUAUCCGAAAUGUCCAAGUCGCUGUUGCGCGAGCAACCAUACUUCCAGUGUCGAAAUCCAAUUCCGUGCUUCAGCUGAACAUGGGGCAAGGCAAGACUGUAAUUAUGCCUAUGGUGGCGUGUGUCCUAGCCAAUGGCCGCAAUCUUGCCCGCUUGAUUGUACCCAAGGCUCUAUUGCUACAGACUGCACAAAUCAUUCAGUCGCGUCUGGGAGGUGUCGUUGGCCGCGAAGUUUGUCAUAUUCCUUUCUCCCGGAAAUCACCAACUGGGGUUUCAUCUGUUCAAGAGUACCAAGCCCUACAUAUGGAAUUGAUGGGUAAAUGCGGCAUUGUGCUCACCACUCCAGAGCACCUACUUUCUUUCAAACUUAGUGGGCUUCAGUGUCUCUCGGAUUUGCGCCUAGAAUCGGCCAGUCGCAUAAUUUCAAUAACGGACUGGCUCACACGAGUUUGUCGGGAUGUUGUUGACGAGUCAGAUUUCUCUUUGGCUGUUAAGACGCAGCUAAUUUAUCCAAGUGGAUCACAGCUGCCGCUAGAUGGUCACCCUUAUCGAUGGAAGAUCGCCCAUGCUUUGUUAAACCUAGUGAAGGAGCAUUUAGAGGAAGACCAACAGGAAUUCCCUGAAAGCUUUGAGCUCGUAAAGCGUACCAAUGAUGGUUUUCCAUUCAUUCAUAUUCUCCGCGGGCUACUCGGUCAUGGAAUCCUUCUGCAGUGCCUAAAAAAAAGGUGGAACGUGCAGUACGGCUUGCAUCCUAAGAGGGAUCCUGUCGCGGUCCCUUUCCAUGCUAAGGGAGUCCCUUCCGAACAAGCUGAAUGGGGCCACCCUGAUGUCGCAAUAGUGCUCACCUAUCUAUCGUUUUAUUAUAGUGGUCUUACGCUCGACCAGCUACGCCAGUCUCUUGAGGGGGUAUCCAACGCCGAUGAUCCAUCCAGUGAAUAUGACCGCUUGACCAGUUAUGUAAAAACCUUGCCGGAGUCUUUGAAGCACUGGAAUCUGAUUAGUACUGACGAUGAAGGCCAACUUCGCGAAAAUGACUUGCCAGAGUUAUUUCACACAAAUGCAGAAGUUUUAACAUACCUGCUACAGCCGCGGAAUCGGCUGUAUGUGCUUGCUGCACGCUCACAUGGUAAACGCUUAUCUGAAAUCCAGUUCAUCAAGAAGCUUGACAUGAUGGGCAUCCGUAUUCUUAUAGAUGCUGGAGCACACAUUUUGGAGCUGGACAACAAAAUUUUCGUGCAGAAAUGGAUGGAAAUUGAUUAUGGUGCUCCAGCAGCAGUUUAUUUUGACGCAGGUAGCAAACCUUGGGUGGUGGACCGCAACAACAAGGAGGUCCCCUUAUUAGCGUCGCCCUUCGCGGGUAACUUAGAGGAUUGCUUGGUGUAUUUGGAUGAAGCCCAUACACGCGGCACCGAUUUGAAGUUUCCCUCGUUUGCGAAGGGAGCGCUCACACUGAGCCUUGGCCAAACCAAGGACCAUACAGUUCAAGCUGCAAUGAGACUCCGUCAGCUAGGGAAGUCACAAUCUGUGGUGUUCAUUGCCUCGCCCGAUGUGAACCAAAGUAUCCUGGAUGUUGGAGGGAAAACCCACAAAGAUAAAUUGGAUUCAGCAGAUGUUAUAGGUUGGCUUCUUGAGCAGAGCUGCAGCAGUAAUGAGAACCUACAAACAUUAUAUCUCACCCAGGGAUACGACUUCUGCCAUCGGGUUGAAGCUGCUUCAGCAUAUAAAAAUUUCCUUUCGGAUCAGCAGCACCAACAGGCUCUUCUAGCUGAGAUAAUACAUCAAGAGCAACAGACACUAGAGCAAUUUUAUAUGCCGAAAAGCGUCAAUCGGGCGGUACGUGCUGAUGUACACAGGCCAAAACCCAUCCAAGAGUUUGUCAAUGUGCUGGACCAGCAGCGUCUUGAUCUGGAUACUAGUAAGGUGACUACACUUCUAGAAUUCACAGAGGUCGAGCAGGAACGUGAACUUGAGGCUCAAGUCGAGGAGGUACGGGAAAACCAGCGUCCUGUCUUCUUCCAGCCGCUCGAAUUUCCUGGACUCCAUCCAGCGGUGCUCAACUUCGCAACCACAGGAGGACUUCAAGGCUCCGGUGGAUAUGAGCCAGCUUUUGCUGCACUACAACGAACAGCAUUAGGAAGGAAAUACGGAGUCCACGGUGUGGGGAAAUCAAGACUAUUCGUCUCCACCGAAUUCACCAGAACUAUUGUUGGUGUUAGGGAUAGUGACUGGUUAGAUGACUUCCUUGUAAGUGCUGGACUUUACAUCAAUACAGGCAUCUCAUUAAAUUAUCCCCAGCGUCCCAUCCACUGGAUCCUGUGGAGUCCCAUUACAAACACAGCUCUCGUUAUCAUACCGGAGGAAGCGGAAUGCCUCGUUCCAACGAUGAGGACACAGAACACACCGACAACACAUCUUCUCGUGUAUGCCGCACCAUUCACCAGGAAAAUGGCGUUGUUCAAUCAAUUGGAUUUUUACGCGCUGCCACCGCUGGAUGGCGACAAUCGAUUUCCAACCGCCUUGAAAAUAGAGCUAGGAAUUUUAUCUGGCCGCCUCUAUCUCGAUUUUGACGAGUACAGUGUGACAAUGCAGUAUCUAAAUAUGGAUGGUACUUGCGCUACAGAGAGAUCAGGCAAUUCUGCACUCCCCAUCACAGUGGAUAAACCAGAUGAAUUUGCAAAUGACCCCCUCAGUUUCUUGUAG
Aspergillus tanneri is the source of this 4461-nucleotide messenger RNA. Its product is annotated as DUF3638 and DUF3645 domain-containing protein. NCBI's taxonomy places the organism in Eukaryota, Fungi, Ascomycota, Eurotiomycetes, Eurotiales, Aspergillaceae. The record is from RefSeq and is a predicted model, not a curated record. Bases 1 to 4461 code for a protein of 1486 amino acids. The transcript has 6 exons.